AACGGUUUGUCUUCGACAGGAUGAUGACAUCAUCACCAGCAAUUCCACCAUUGGCUCCUCGAUCACAGAGACCUGGUACGCCAAAAUGGGACUCACCGAGCACCAUUUACGAACACUAAAUGACGCACAGUGUAUUCUGAUGUUGGGAUCCUAUGCUCGAGAGGCAUCUGAUUCAUCCAGGAGUUUCUUGGGCAAAGUUCAUUGCGUCUAUGGUUGGACUCGUCUAGGCGUGUUCACGGGUUUCCGCAUUGGGGAAUAUGGUCAGAACCGCCCACAUUCUUUCAGUUGCAUUCCACAUGAUUUUCUCAAUGUUCCUGUCGAAUUUCAUGGUAUGCCCUUGGCAAUGAUGGAAUGUGACUUUCAGUUUUUCGACAAUAACUUUGUUUUGAUCCCUCAUGCGGAUCUGGAAAGUCGCCAUCGACAGGGUGAAGUGCUUUGGCUUGAAAUCCGUUGGCGAUACGAUAAAAGUUCCAGCAACUUCGUCCUAAAGAAAUUUCAGUGGACUGGUCAUCCAAUUUUCUGUCCUGUGGACGCGGCAGUCAGUAUCAUUAUUCGAAAAACACUUCUUGGUGUUCCAUAUGAUCAUCCUAUUGGGGUCUGGCAUGACACUACACAAAGUGACUCUAACUAUCAAUUUGUGAUCGGUAACGACGUUUCUACUGUUAUGCGAAACGCCUGUGAUUUGGCUUACCCAGAUCCAAACCAUUACAUGCGAAUUAAUCGCAAAAGAAUUGUGCCCCAUUCCAAUCGUGUUACAGCAGCAGUUUGCUUACAAAAAGGGGGUGCUGAGAAUGACAAGAUCGCGUUCAAACUACGCUGGCAUCCGACAUCGGUCCCCACCUAUUUACGCGAAUGCUUUCAAUCGAUUGGGGCUACUCUUGAAAAAGCGAUUGCAGGAGUUAUGAAGGUGACAUUUGCCUCUUCUCCUCCUACUUAA
Molecule: messenger RNA, 937 nt
Organism: Cylindrotheca closterium
Lineage: Eukaryota; Bacillariophyta; Bacillariophyceae; Bacillariales; Bacillariaceae
Source: the annotation of a GenBank genome assembly